GUAGCAUCCUCAUCGUGGCACCGGCGAUGAGAUGGCGGUGAGCGGAAUGAGCUGCAACAGCCUCUUCCCCACGGGGUACGAGACAGAUGACUAGAUCUGGCUUGUUCCCCUCAAUCGCCACCCAACUCGAACUCGCCCCCGACUCAACUCUGCUCCAACAUUCUCUCUCGACUCGCUUGCUCUUCCCGUUCAUUUGUCGAUAACUUGUACUCACACCUCGAGGCCCGACUAUCUCAUCUUGUGCAUUGCGCCACUUCUUUCCCUCUCCCUCUAAUGGACGCCAUCGCUCUGCAGGAGGACGAGCUCACCACCCUGGAGUCCAUCUACCCAGGCCUUAUCGAAACCAAUCGCCGCGACACGGGAUACGUACUGGACAUCUGCGUUCCAAUCACCCUUGCCCAUCCUACGCCAACGCGGCUUACAACACCGCGGACGCCGCACUCCUCUCCACCACCAUCAGCCGAUCUGCUUCUGACCCGCCUGCCACCAUUGUUGGCGCGUCUUGAACUUCCCUCCGCCUAUCCCACUAGCGAGCCGCCGCGUGUGGUGAGCCUCCGCGCUCCACUGCCAGCAGCCUCGGGAGCAUGGCUGAGUCGCCGGGUCCUCACAUGCGCACAAGAGCGUUUGGGCAAGUUCUGGGCGGAUGAGGCAGUUGGCGGCGAGUGCGUCGGCGUGCUGUGGAGCUGGUGGGAGUGGCUUGCGAGCGGCGAGUUUCUCAUUGAGGUGGGCCUCCUCGCUGACCAAGCCUUGGUACUGUCAACCCCGCCCCGUUUGCCGCCGUCCACCUUCCACCUUCUCCUGAAGAAGCACGAUGCCGCCGUCGCCCGAGCAGACUUUGAGGAGACGGCUUUCUCCUGCGCUAUCUGCUUCGAGAACCGCAAGGGUAAAAAGAGCGUGCAGCUGCCGAAGUGCGGGUGCAUUUUUUGCUACUCUUGCCUGAGCUCCUUUUGGAAUCUUGCUAUUACGGAGGGGACGCUCGAGAACGUCGCCUGUCCGAGUAUCGAUUGUGUGAAGGCGCGUGCAUCUGAGAAGGUCGACCACGCUGCCGGUGCUUUUGCUGAACAGAGGGCCGACGGCAUCGGAUCCGAAGUAGUGGCAUCCGUUGUUGGGCAAGAGAUGGCCGACAGGUGGCAGAUGCUGAGUGAGAAACGGCUUGUUGAUUCAAACCCCGAGUACACCUUUUGUCCGCGUGAGGCAUGCCAAGCAGCCGUGCCGCCGAGUACGACAACUCCAGCGACGCCAAAGGCAACGCCUAAAAUUCCGUCCAAAGUGAUCCGCCUCGACAUCCGCCGCCCGGAAGCCGAAAGCAAGCCAGAAAAAACGAAGAUCAGGCAAGACACAGACCCCGACGAGGCCAGCAAUUUGUGGGACAACUGCCGCAGGUGCCCAAAGUGCCACUACACCUUCUGCCUUGUCUGCCGGGCAGUGUGGCACGGCGUGCACUCGCCAUGUCAGUUCAGCGACAUCGAGGGCGUAAUCAAGGAGUACCAAGAUGGCGACGAGGAGUCGCGUGCGAGGAUGGAGAAACGCUUGGGCGUCAAGGGCACCGAGGCCCUCCACGCCCUCAUUCGUGAACACGACCGCGAGGCCAAAUUCCGGCAGUGGGUGCGCGACAACGCCGCGACGUGUCCUACUUGCAGUGCGAGCAUUCAGAAGAUCGAGGGCUGCAACCACAUGACAUGCACGUUGUGCUCCACGCACUUCUGCUACCGGUGCCAUUCGGCAAUCAGCCCCUCCGACCCCUACCAGCACUUCCGCGAGGGGAGCGAGAACCCGAACUGCGUGGACAGGCUGUUCGACUACGUCUUUCCUGAUUAGCUGAGGUCCUUGCCACGGGGCAGCUGAGAGGUGAACUUGUACACGAUUCCAUCAACAACAGGUAGUUAUCAUUUGAAUCAUGGCAUGUGCAAUUACCAGUGUACAACUAGCUCAGCAGCUCGCGCGCUGCGGCUCUAGCCACAUUACCCCUUCUAUGAA
Cutaneotrichosporon oleaginosum is the source of this 1977-nucleotide messenger RNA. RefSeq lists its product as uncharacterized. Gene Ontology annotation, molecular function: ubiquitin conjugating enzyme binding; ubiquitin protein ligase activity; zinc ion binding. Gene Ontology annotation, cellular component: cytoplasm; ubiquitin ligase complex. NCBI's taxonomy places the organism in Eukaryota, Fungi, Basidiomycota, Tremellomycetes, Trichosporonales, Trichosporonaceae. Gene Ontology annotation, biological process: ubiquitin-dependent protein catabolic process; protein polyubiquitination; positive regulation of proteasomal ubiquitin-dependent protein catabolic process. The record is from RefSeq and is a predicted model, not a curated record.